Molecule: messenger RNA, 1346 nt
Organism: Diospyros lotus (date-plum)
Lineage: Eukaryota; Viridiplantae; Streptophyta; Magnoliopsida; Ericales; Ebenaceae
Product: phosphoenolpyruvate carboxylase kinase 1
Exons: 2
Coding region: 61-906 (281 amino acids)
Biological process (GO): peptidyl-serine phosphorylation; intracellular signal transduction; protein autophosphorylation
Cellular component (GO): nucleus; cytoplasm
Molecular function (GO): calcium-dependent protein serine/threonine kinase activity; ATP binding; calcium/calmodulin-dependent protein kinase activity
Source: RefSeq, a predicted model, not a curated record
GGAGGGGCCGAAAGCACCAACCAAUUAACACACACACACACGGGAACAAGUCUUCGCAUUAUGUUCGAGAGCUUAAAGAACGACUACCAAGUGAGCGAAGAGAUCGGCCGCGGCCGCUUCGGCGCCGUCUUCCGCUGCACUUCCACCGCCUCCGCCCACUCCUUCGCCUGCAAGUCCAUCGACAAGCGCCACCUCUCCGACCCCGUCGACCGCCAGUGCCUCGACCGCGAGCCCAAGAUCCUCCACCUCCUCUCCGGCCACCCCAACAUCCUCCGCCUCCACGCCGUCUUCGACGACCCCAACUUCCUCCACAUCGUCACCGAUCUCUGCGACUCCGACGACCUCUACGCCCGCCUCACCGCCGCCCGCUCCUUCUCCGAGCCCGCCGCCUUCGCCCUUUUCCAGCCGCUGAUCUCCGCCCUCGCCCACUGCCACCGCGUGGGCGUGGCCCACCGUGACAUCAAGCCCGACAACAUCCUCUUCGACUCCGGCGGCAAGUUGAAGCUCGCGGACUUCGGGUCGGCCGAGUGGUUCUUCUGCGCCGGCGAGAGGCGGCCGAUGAGAGGGAUCGUGGGGACGCCCUACUACGUGGCGCCGGAGGUCUUGGCCGGCAGGGACUACAGCGAGAAGGUCGAUGUGUGGAGCGCCGGCGUGAUUUUGUACAUUCUUCUCGCCGGCGUUCCCCCGUUCUACGGCGAAACUCCGGUGGAGACUUUUGAAGCGGUGAUGCGUGGGAAUCUGCGGUUUCCGACGAAGAUUUUCAGGUCGGUGUCGCCGGAGGCCAAGGAUCUGCUGAGGAAGAUGAUCUGUAAGGAUGUUUCGAGGCGAUUGUCGGCUGAACAGGUCCUAAGACAUCCGUGGAUGAUCAAUGGAGGAGAGACGGGAUCAACCGCUGAUCUGACUUGAAACUGGCUCUGAAUGAUCGAUGUACGUGUAUUUAUAUAUAAUAAUACGAACCAACCAACAAGAGAGAGGGUUGUUCUUGUUCUUCCGGAUCGGAUCGGAAUUGGAAGAGAGGGGGAAGAAAGAGAGGACGGCCAAUGAAUUGGAGAUUGGGGUUCUAUAUGUCUCUCUGUGUUUAAUCUUUCUUGAGGAAGAAAGGGUGGCAAUCAUAUGUAUGUACAUUUGUAUCUGCGGCGUGGGGAAUCAAUCUGUACUAUAUAUGCAUAUUUAUAGGUAUAUAUGUAUAUGAUGAGAGAUCAUAAUUAAGAUGAUCCUUUUCUUUCUUUCUUUCUUUCUUUCUUUCUUUUUUGGGUACGGGAAGAGAUGCAGAGUGGUUUUAUUAUGUAUGCAACAUAUGCAAAUAACAGAGAGAUUGCGUUAUAUGAAUGGUUAAUUUUCUCCCA